Molecule: messenger RNA, 4715 nt
Organism: Phragmites australis (common reed)
Lineage: Eukaryota; Viridiplantae; Streptophyta; Magnoliopsida; Poales; Poaceae
Exons: 3
Coding region: 470-4273 (1267 amino acids)
Source: RefSeq, a predicted model, not a curated record
AGACGAAACCGCGGGGCCCGCUCCCCCACUCCUCUGCCGCUUUCCCUUUUCCGCUUCUCCCCUCUUCGGGCGAUCGCCAUCGCCGCCGCCGCCUCCCACUCCAUCCCGCCGCGACCGCGAAAGCCGCCGUCGGAAGCGGUGGAGCGGCAGUCCAAAGCCUCACUACUCUGACGUCCCUUCCGUCCGUCUGCUGCUUGUAUCGCCCCGCAGGAAGAGGCGCAGAUACGCGCGCACGUCACGCACUCGCCACUGCUGCUUUGUUUGACCGGGUGAUCCCUUGCUGUUCUUGACUCGUUUUUGGCUUCCUUCGUCCCUACCUGGUCGCUGUACGUCGCCACAGGCUUUCGGUUACAACCGUUGUCUGUUUCUUCUGCUCCUCCUUGGAGCUUUCCCCGGCCUAGCUCGCAACUGCUACCUGCUGCGGAGCUUGCUGAAAGGUUUGUGUUGGAGGCUAAGAGGAUUGCGUGCCAUGGCCCUUGAGGCAAAACAAGCUGCUCUAUGUAUCAAGAAAAUUUUAAGGUCCUCCAUUAGAAAAGGCUACAGAUUUAUUUCUGAACACCCAGCCCUUUUCAGUUUCGGUGUUUUGCUAUAUUUAUUGUACAGAUCUUCACCAGGGUUCUUUGCCUUCCUGCUUUCCUCUUCUCCUGUAAUUAUAUGUACUGCUCUUCUUCUUGGAAUCCUACUGAGCUACGGAGAAAUUAAUCUUCCUGAGGCUGGUGAAGAUCACAAGGUCACUCCAUUAAUUUCAGCUUUGAAGGUUGAAAAUUCGUCCAGUGAUAUUCACUUUGAAGCGAAUCAGAGACUUUCAGUGCCUGAAUUUAAGGAGAACUUCAAAGAGAGGGAAACUAAGCAGACAGUUUUUGUCAGAGAGAGGGCUAGCGAGCAUGUUGAUCUGGAUGAUGAUGUACCUCUUCUGGGUAGAGUUGAUGAAGAAGACGAGAGAUCUGAUCGGCGCAACAUACCUACAACAUUAGCACCAUUUCCUUCCAUGGUCUAUCUUCGUCAAGAGGUUGGGAUUGGGGAGGACUUGAACUUCAAUAAGGAAAGAGAAUCGGAAUAUACAUUUUUCAGGGCCGAUAAGCAGAGUAGCCUAUUUGAUGGUGCCCUUUCGAGUGGUCUGAAUGAGAAAGAUACAUCAUUUGGCUUGUUUUCAUCCAGUGUGAAUGUUAAUAAACAUGUUGACAUAGAGGAAAGUCUGAAUCAAGAGAGAGUAUUUACAGAUUCAGCAGCUAGCAAAGAGAUCGAGGUUUCUGAAGAGAAGCAAACUGAAGGGUUUGCUGGAACUAGCAAAGCAGUAUGUGCCAUCUCUGAUCACCAAUGGAAAAGGAACGAUGAGCUUAAUAUUGAUACUAGGAAUGUUGUUGAGGACAACAUGCUUGAUUCCUCUCUUGGCUCACCAUGGGCAAGAGUCAGCAGUCAGGAUGGUUCAUCCGGUUUUGACUCUGAUCGGACUGAGAGUUCUUCUCCUGAUGCUUCCAUGACCAACAUUGCUCCAGUUCUUGAUGAGAUUGACCCACUUUUGGGUGCUGAUUGUACUCGCCCCAAUCCUAUUCCUAAGGAUGAUUCAGACACUGAUUCCCAUGUCUCUGAGGAUCAUCAGAUUGACGAUGAUAGUAAUGAUGAGGGUGAUGACAAUGAUGCUAAAGAUAAUUUGGAGGGGAAGAAGAAAGAUGACGGGAGGGAAGCUGCAUUUGUUUGGACAGUAGAUGAUGAAAAGAAUCUGAUGGAUCUUGGGUAUUCUGAGAUGGAAAGGAACCGCAGGUUGGAGAUUUUGAUGGUUAGGCGAAGAUCCAGGAAGAACAUAAGAUCUGAAAUUGACGACAACUUGAUAGAUAUCGAUAAUAAUGGUGCUGGUCGGAAUUUAGAUGACUUAUCAUGCUUCCGUGCACAAGUACCACCUAUUUCAGUGCCAAGGAGGAACCCUUUUGACCUUCCAUACGAUGCUGAAGAAGCAGCAAUUCCUGGGUCAGCUCCUUCAAUUCUGCAUGCACGGAAGAACCCAUUUGAUCUUCCCCUUGAACAAUCUAUUGAUCGUGGUGUCCCUGCACAUGAUAGCUUAAACUCUGGAGAAUCUGUGAUGCCUCCUCAUUGCGACAUGUUCUUCAGAAGGCAUGACAGCUUCAACUUUGGAAGGACAGAUGCAACCCAGGAGAGACGUUUUUCUAGACUAAAGCCAUAUUUUGUCCCUGAAACAGUGGAAUGGAGCCCGAGCAAUUUCCGAAGACAAUUCAGUGAUAAGAGCGAGUCUAAAUUGAGCUCUGUUACUGAAUCUGACAUGGCUUCUUCAAUUGCUGAUCAGGAGGAUGACAAGGACCACGACAAAAAGGAUUUGCACAAGGAGCAUAAAUCACCAGCUCUUCUGAGACAGGAUAGUGACCUUGCAGAUGUUGGAAGUGAAUGCUCAGAUGGUAUCAAUUCGGUGGAUGUUGAACUAGACAACAGUGACAUUGAUGACCGUGAGAUUGCUCUACAGCACUUUGUCUUUGAACGAUCGCAAGAAAGAGAAGCAUGUCUUACCUCAACAAAAGGAAAGGGUCUUGAAGAAGAUUAUACACCCAAGUCAGCUGAGAACCCCACAAGGUCAUUUCAUCCAGUUCCUGACCUGCUUAGCUGGGAAGAUGAAGAUGGUGGCAGCAGCCUUGGUACUAAACCUUCUAUCGAACCUAACAAAGAAGCAGAAUGCUCAGAAUGGAUUUCGUCCUCCAUGCCACAUGAGGAGGGUGAAUCAAGUUCUGGGGACCUUGAGAAUUGUCUUGACACUGAAGUUUCAUCAAGUUCGAACACAGUUGUUCUUGGUGCAAGCAUUCCAGCUGAGAAAGAUAGAAAUGCUGAUCUCAUCUCCUAUUCAAACAAUGAAAUGCCACUGGAUAACCUGAUCCAUGUGUCUAUGGAAUUUCCUUCUGAUUUUGUCAAGGAAACAUUGCCGGUCAUAUCUAUGGACCUGCACCCUAUCCCUGAGGAGAGAGUUGUUGAGAACUUCAAUUUGCAAGAAAAGCAUGAAACUGCAAUAUUUACUGAUCCAGCUGCUGCCUUGACCAGCUUGCAUGUAAUCGAAGAGCACUUUGAUGUUGGAUCUGAUGGAAGUCUUAGCUCUGCAGUUGUUUCCUUGUAUCCUCAAGAAAAUGAUGUCAUCCAAUCUCCAUCAGGUGAACUUGCAGAAGUCUCGAAUCCCUUUGUUUCCAUGGCUGCUGAACCUAACAAGGUGGAAGAAACAACUGCAGAAUAUCUACUUGAUUCUGAUGACGAAGCUGGUAAAAUCUAUCCUGAGCCUAUGGAGGACAGUGGAAUUGAUGGAAGUUUCCUGUCGGAAUUGGAAGUGGUGGGAGACUUUCGGGUAGAACCUAUGAGAGACCAGCAGGUGUCAGAUCCUGGUUCCCAUUCUGAUAGCCCUGCUAAUGGUGUUGCUGCAGAUUCCGUGACUAGCCCUCGGACUUCUGACAAUGUCUCUGUAACCAUGAAGGAAGCCAAUGCUGUAGACUCCAGGGAGCAGUCUCCAUCGGUUGAUGACCUAAAUGACCUUGAAUUUAGUUGGUCAUGUGGAGCAUCUCAUGGUGACCCUGAGCAGACUGUCUACAACCCUCGGAGACUUUUUCUUGAAGGGAGCCCCUUUGAAGCAAUGAACAUGGAGUUGAUGCCACCACAGGAGGAGACAGAAGUGCCUUCUGGUGAUACACCAUCAGCAGCGAUCUUAGCGGCUGGAUCAGGUGAACCGGAGGUCACUAAAAAUGGGUCCAUGACAAUUACAACUGAUCCUGAGAUAACGAUUCUUGAUGUGAAGUCUCUGGAGGAUUUUGAGACUGCCUUUAAACUUGUUAGUGAUGGCGUGGUUGCUGAGGCCAGCACGGACACUGAAACAUCACUCAUCUCAGGUGUUGAUGUUGAUUCAGAGCCUAAAGAGGUUGCUGUACAGCUGCAUGUCAUUGAUGCAAAAUCUGUGGAUGACAUACAUGCUGCUUUUAAGGAACACUGUGAUUCUGUUGCGAGGAGUUCCAUGGAAGAAAAUGAAGAGAAGGAUGGGUAUGGAGAGGCUGCAGAAUCCACAGAGCAUGGUGAACUUUCAGAAGGAAUACAUGCCGAAAGUCUGCACAAUGUUGGAGCUGGUAGGGAGGCUGAACCGGUGGAGACUACCAGUAAUAUGGGUUCUAGUGAGGCGAAGACUGACGAUGGCAAACAUGAAAUGUUCAGGACGCUCUCUGAUGGCAGUGCCAAGAGUACUGUACAGGCGGAGUCUGAGAAUGCUUGUGAAGUAAUAGAAGAAAGUGAACAACAGUGAAUACUAUCACAAUGAGUGCUAUAGAUGUUACCAAGUUGAUACGAUAUUGUUCCUUGGUUGAAGUGUGACGGAGUUUAUUGUGGAUUCUGCUAAUGGAGUGCUCUUGUUUAGCUGCAGGGGCCUGCAGCUGUGCAUAUACUUCACAGUAUUCAUAAUACGAAGUUUUGAUGUAGAUUUUUGUGAAUGCGUUUGUUUUUCAUUUUUUGCCCUUCCACGGUUUGGCGGGUUUAAUUGAUUCCCUCCUUUCCUUUGGCUGUUUUUUUUUCCUUUUGAAGAAAGAUUUGGCUGUAAUUUGAAGAGAUGUAAUUUUUGCUCAGACUCGUGCGGGGGAUGACAGAGAGAUAGAUCAAUCUGUUGUACCAUGUGAUCGAGGUUUAUUGUACUAUUUGAUUGAACUGGUGAAGUUGGCAAUGGACGAACUACACAAGCACUUGUUUAUCUU